AUGGAAAGGGCUGGUGGUGCUGAUGUCAGAGCCAGGAGACAGUUGUGAUUGGAUCUAAUUAGACUUUGCAGCAGCAAAUAGACAAGCUCCCUGCAUGAUUGGCUUCAAAGUGUCUGGUGCCAAACAACUAACAGAGGCGCAAAAAGUAGAAGCCGUGCAUUUACAGCCCUGCUAAAGGGAGUCAGACAGAACGCGAGCUACCCAGAGCUCUUCCGAUGCUUGAGUCUCUACCUUUGCACAGCUCUCACGACAUCGUCGGAGCAUUUAAGCAUGCCAGCCCAGGAGAUCAGAGACAGUCAGCCCAGCUGAAAACAAGUGACAGAGAACAAUUAGAGAGGGGGCUCAGUACUCAAAAGUGAUCCCGCUCCUUGAUCUGCAAAACGGAAGCAGCAGCUGCUGCUGCUGCGAGAGCGAGAAAAAAGGUGAAAUUUACCAAGAAAAGAACUCGUCUCUAUUCCCGUCUAUUGAAUCUCAGCCAUGGCAUCCGUCUUGGGGAACAACAGAGGGUCUGGAGGGCUAAGUAGUCAACUCAAAUGUAAGUCCAAGAGGAGGAGGAGAAGAAGAUCAAAGAGAAAAGGAUGGCUCCCAGGGAAAUACCAUGCCAUUGUUCCACAGAUUUCACUGGAUACCAGUCAGUUCCUUCUGGAAAAAGUAAGCAUAUUGUCAACUUUCAUCGCUCCCUUCAAGUACCUAAGCUCUGGUGCCACAAAUAUGGAAGAUGAAGACAAUUUAAGUACCAGCAGUGCAGAAGUGAAGGAAAACCGCAACGUGGGCAACUUGGAGGCGAAACCACUGCCAUCCAGUGACCACUCCAGAGGGGGGACAUCCAGCAUCAAGAGGAAAAGACCCUUAGAGGAAGGGAACAGUGGCCAUUUCUGCAAACUCCAACUCAUCUGGAAGAAGCUGUCAUGGUCGGUGGCACCAAAGAAUGCCCUGGUUCAACUCCAUGAACUGAAACCAGGUUUACAGUACAGAAUGGUUUCUCAGACAGGACCAGUCCAUGCUCCGGUCUUUGCAGUAGCCGUGGAGGUGAAUGGAUUCACCUUUGAAGGCACAGGACCCACGAAAAAGAAAGCCAAGAUGAGGGCAGCAGAGUUAGCUCUGAAGUCUUUUGUCCAGUUCCCCAAUGCGUGCCAAGCACACUUUGCCAUGGGAAAUGGCAUCAGCCCAUCAACAGACUUUACCUCUGACCAGGCCGACUUUCCAGAUACUCUGUUCAAAGAGUUUGAACCAUCCCCUCCAAGUGAUAACUUUUCCAGCUGCCGUUCCGUUAACACUGAGUUGCUCUCGACAGCUUACCGACAGGGGAGGUUACUCUACCACAGGUUGGACUUGAUGGGUCAUUCAAAGCCCAAGUCCAAGUCAGCCUUCCAGGGAGAGAGGGAAAAGAACCCAGUGGUGGUACUGAAUGAACUGCGCUCGGGGCUGAGAUACAUCUGCCUUUCUGAGACAGUGGAGAAGCAGCACGCCAAGAGCUUUGUGAUGGCAGUGAGAGUGGAUGGGAGGACAUUUGAAGGCUCGGGACGUAGCAAGAAGCUGGCCAAGGGCCAAGCAGCCCAGGCUGCUCUGCAGGCCCUCUUUAACAUUCGGCUGCCCAGCCACAUUCCCAGCAGGAGUAAAUGUAACCCUUUGCCACAGGAGUUUGCUGAUUCCGUGUACCAGCUGGUCACACAGAAGUUUCAAGAGUUGACGGACAACCUGGCUUCCAUGCAUGCCCGCCACAAAUCUCUGGCAGGAAUUGUCAUGACAAAGGGCUUGGAUGUUAGGCAUGCUCAGGUAAUUGCACUGUCAUCGGGCACCAAGUGCAUAAAUGGAGAAUACAUCAAUGACCAGGGACUCGUGGUCAAUGACUGCCACGCUGAGAUUGUGGCGAGGAGAGCAUUUGUUUACUUCCUCUACUCACAGCUGGAGCUGCACCUCAGCAAACAUCGAGAGGACUCAGAACGAUCCAUCUUCAUGCAGUUGAAAGAGGGAGGCUACCGGCUGAAAGAGAACAUCCUAUUUCAUCUGUAUGUGAGCACCUCUCCCUGCGGAGACGCACGCCUCAACUCUCCCUAUGAAAUCACAACUGACUUGAAUAGCAGCAGGCACAUCGUCAGGAAGUUCCGAGGACACCUACGAACAAAGAUAGAAUCAGGGGAAGGGACCAUCCCCGUCCGGUGUCACAACGCUGUCCAGACAUGGGAUGGUGUGUUGCUGGGAGAGCAGCUUGUCACGAUGUCAUGCACAGACAAGAUUGCCAGAUGGAACAUUCUUGGGUUGCAAGGAGCUCUCCUCAGUCACUUCAUCGAGCCUAUCUACUUGCACAGCAUUGUGGUGGGGAGCCUACAUCACACUGGUCACCUUUCCAGGGUAAUGAGUCACAGAAUAGAAGAUAUUGGUCAGCUGCCAACUUCAUACCGGCAUAACCGGCCACUCCUCAGUGGAGUGAGUAAUGCUGAGUUUCGCCAACCAGGAAAAUCUCCCCAAUUCAGUGUGAAUUGGAUUAUGGGUAAUGCAGACUUAGAGGUUAUCAAUGCCACCACGGGGAAGAGAAACUGUGGAAGCUCAUCCAGGCUCUGCAAACACGUGCUCUCUGCCCGAUGGGCAAAACUUUAUGGAAAGCUGAGCACACGGAUCCCAAGCCAUGGAGAUGCGCCAUCAGUGUACUGCGAGGCCAAGCUGGUGGCCCAGACUUACCAGUCUGUUAAACAGCAGCUGUUUAAAGCGUUUCAGAAAGCAGGUCUGGGCACCUGGGUGAGGAAACCCCCAGAGCAAGACCAAUUUCUACUAACUGUAUAAAUCAUUAGACUCCUUUGCUACUCAACCAGAUUGAAACAAGUGGAGAAGGCCAGGGCAGGACAAGUGAGCUAAAACAAAGGGAUUGUGCUGAUCAGUUUUUCCCUUUUAGGUCCCAGAAAGACAUAUAAGCAAAGCGUACUGUAUUUGAAUGAGGCACAAAAAAAUGGCUUUGGAAACCAUCACUUCUCAUUGCCAACACCCUACCAUGGUUGUGAAUGCCAAGACUCCUGUCUGGCAUAUGUAACAGUGCCACUGAGUGAUGCCAUGCUUCUUCCAUUUCUUCCCCAGGAUAUGAUGCCGGGUGUAAUUCCUACCUAGGAUUCUGGGGUAAUAGUCAUAGUUUAAAAAA
Messenger RNA from Dromiciops gliroides (monito del monte), 3130 nucleotides. RefSeq names its product adenosine deaminase RNA specific B2 (inactive) (gene ADARB2). NCBI's taxonomy places the organism in Eukaryota, Metazoa, Chordata, Mammalia, Microbiotheria, Microbiotheriidae. The record is from RefSeq and is a predicted model, not a curated record. Gene Ontology annotation, cellular component: nucleolus; cytoplasm. Gene Ontology annotation, molecular function: tRNA-specific adenosine deaminase activity; double-stranded RNA binding; double-stranded RNA adenosine deaminase activity. Gene Ontology annotation, biological process: adenosine to inosine editing; RNA processing.